AACAACAUUUGCAACGAAAUUUUCACAAACAUUUCACUUGUAUUUUUGCACUUGACGAAGUUUCGCUUUCAUUUCAAGCUUCAUUGUUCAAUCAAUUUUUUGAUUCAAUAAUUAAAAAGUUUUGCAAUUGCAAUCAAUUUUCUUUCACACUCAUGUAACCUCAAAAUCAUCGAAAAAAGACUGAAAAAAACAUCGAGAAAAUUUCAUAAAACGUUUCAGCAUUUCGUUGAUUCAACAAUUCCAAACGUGAUCUUGUGCAUCGAACAGUUAGAACAGAAAAACUUUGUGAACCAAAUCAACUCAACGGCAUCAUCAACUUUCUCAGUUUAUUCAUAUUCUAAUUUCAAACUGUUGGAUUUGAACAAAUCAAAGGAAAUCUGAUAAAGGAAGGUUAAUUGAAGGUGAUUACAAGUGUUUAUUGAUAAUUAAUCCAGUCAAUCAAUGGCUUUUGUUCGUUGCUCCAUUUUUAUCCUCCUUCUUGGGAUUUGGCCUUUGGUUUGGGCUUCAGAUUCAGUUGAACCAUCAUUUGAUCAUCAGUUGAACUCUCGUGAAAGUAAGGAUGGAAAAGAACGUAUUGAUGGCUUAAGCUACUUUUUGGAUAAUCAAAGGUCUCUUAUUCCAUUAGUUUCAUCGCCAUCAUCUUCAUCUUUAUCAUCAUCUUCUUCACCUUUGACUCCAUCAUCUCCAUCAUCAGCUUCAUCAGUGGCAACUUUAUUAAGGAACAGCAACAACAAUAAUUUGUAUGAUUUAUAUGGUACCAAAGGAAACAGUUAUUUAGCUACAUCAGCUGACGAGAAUGAGAAAAAUUUUGCUGAUGAUUAUGUUGUCGAUUUACCUGGCAAGAGAAGAUUUAUACCGCUUCGAGGACGUAAGGAUGAUCUGUUCUUUCAUCCAAGAUCAGACUCAUUUUACACAGCCUUCGAUGGCUACAGGAAGAAAGCCGCUUUCACCGGAAUGAGAGGUAAAAAGAUGGAUUUAUCUUCACCAGUCAAUAAUAGGCAAGGAGCAUUGAUCAGAAACAUGAUGAACAGGAACGGUUAUGGAGCCAUGGACGAUUCACCUUUGAUCAGUUUCGCCAAUCUUAAUGAUGUCGGUGCUUAUAAGCGUAGUCGACCUUUUGCCGCCAUGCGGGGUAAAAGAUCAAUUCAAACGUCAAAUUUGUUACCAUUUUAAGGAGCAAAAAAGCAACAGCAAUCAAAGAAGAUCAUGCAAACGAUUAAGAAAACAAAAAUAAUGAUAAAUCUAUAAAAAUAUUGUUAUCAAAUUCAUAUUUAUCAGCUAACUUGAAGUUAAACUUAAAAUUAGAUGUGAAUAAUAUUCAGUAGAGAGCAUAAAAAUUGUCAACUUUUUAUGCUUGUUUUAAAAUGGAAUCUCUCAAAUUAGGCUUGAAAAUCAAACUAAUUUCAGAGAUACCAAUUAGUAUCCAGAGAAUACGAUUUUUACUGGCAAAGUGUCAGCAAAUAGAGCAAAAUUUCGAUGUAAAAAUUGCUGUUAAAUUGGCCUCGAUUAAAAAAAUCCGCAAAAAA
Tetranychus urticae (two-spotted spider mite) is the source of this 1526-nucleotide messenger RNA. RefSeq lists its product as uncharacterized. The record is from RefSeq and is a predicted model, not a curated record. Lineage: Eukaryota; Metazoa; Arthropoda; Arachnida; Trombidiformes; Tetranychidae.